Molecule: messenger RNA, 7069 nt
Organism: Gryllus bimaculatus (two-spotted cricket)
Lineage: Eukaryota; Metazoa; Arthropoda; Insecta; Orthoptera; Gryllidae
Source: the annotation of a GenBank genome assembly
GGCGGGCAUGCGCAGAACGCGAUAGCAGAUGUGAAGUGCUCAGGAUGAAAAAAGAUAAUAUAGAAGUUGGUUGUUUAAGUUGUAUGUGUGUAUCUACUUUUUUCUAUCCGAGGAAGGAUCAAGGAGAAUAUCCAAACGUACUGUGAUAUUCGAAUUCAUUGCGCAGCCGAAAUAAUGAGUACGCCGAACUCUGUACAAUAUUUCGUUAUGAAAACGACUUCCACCUUCUGUUGCCCUCUCAUUAUGACCUUGAUGGGUUUGAGAAGACUGAAGUACUGAGCAGGGAACAAUGUUGGUCCUACUGCAUUCGUAUUCUUGUUAAAUAAAUCGCCAUCUGCAAUUGGUUGAAGAUCAUCUUGCGGAGUCGCCUUCAUUUGUUCGAGACUGCAAAGUUUGCUAUACAAACGUCAAAUAGGAAGUUGGGUUAUCUCAAACUCAAGUGUGUUUGUUUACAUCUUGUCUGCAUCAUUCGUGGGACUUCAUUAAUAUCAAACGUUUGUGACAAUAACUGAUAAAAUGUAGAAGUCGAGGGAUAUGUGGUAUUGAAACAAAUAGGGGAAUGGAUGAUUCAAAGAGAAUGAUUAUGAUGAGAACUGUACAAAUACAAAAUGAAAUGGUGAAGAGAAUAAAGAAUGCACAGGCAGCUAGAGAAAGAAGACAAAAUCCUGUUUUUAGAGAAAAGGAGAGGAUGAGAAAUUUAAUUGCUACCAGACUACGAAGACAAGACCCUGAAGUAAGAGAAAAGGAGAGAGAACGAAAUCGCAUAGCAAUGAGAAUAAAGCGACAAAAUCCAGAGUUUAGGGCAAAAGAGCGUCAUGCCAUGGUAAUGCGGAAGUUGAUCUCUAAUAUUUGUGUAGAACCAGUUGUUCAGAUACAGUAUCCACCAAUGGUGGAAUAUGAAAGUCGUAUGCAUCAUUUGUCUCAAAUGCAGCAGCAGGCUCUGAAAAACAUUAAAGAAGUGAAUCGUUCAUUGCCUUUAGAGUUGGAAAUGCGUGUAGAUGAGGAAGAUGCAGAUGAUCCAGAUGAAAUAGAGUCAAAGAAUUAUUCUGAAGACCAUGAUGAAUCUCAGGAGGAAAUUAUGCCUGUUCCUGUGGAAGUCACCAUUACGCCAUAUGAAGAAGAAUUUCAGGUGAAAGAGGAAGGCGAUUCUGUGGAUUCGUCAACCCUCCAUGAAGAAGUGGAUAUAAAAGAGGAGCAAGAAGAAAAUAAUGAAGAGGAGUUGCAGCCCCCAUUGGAAGUGAAUAUUAAGGAAGAGCCAGUAAGUUAUUUAUCAAAUAAAUAUAGCAAGGCAUCUUAUGUGUUUUUUUUAAAGUGGCCAAUGACAUUAGGUCGUCAUUACACCUCCUGCCUUGGAGUUGAUGAGGAUGCAAAUCAGGAGGAAACGACCAUGCCUGGUUUCUCUUCUGAAAUUGUUGAUAUAGAAGAAGGCCAUAAUUCAGAGGACUUUGUGGAGGAAAGCAUUCCUGUGAAAACUCAAUUGAAAAAUGGAAGACGGCAGAGGUUAGCUUCUAAAAGAGGUGAGUGUCUCGGCCAGUUUGUUGGAUUUUUGAACGCAUUGGAUACUGUGUACAGGUGUCCGAAUUGCUCUUUGUGCUACACGAGUCCCGAGUACUUAGCGGGCCAUGUGAGAAGAGGUUGUCGCUACCGUCCUACUCCCAUAAAGAAUGCUUACCUUUGUGUAAUUUGUGGAGAAGGAUUCAACAAUUAUGGACAUCUAUAUCAACAUAAGCGACAGAAGCACAGCGAUGCUUCAACAGCAGGUAAUGAAAAAAUAUUCUUAUCAGAAACCACUGUUAGAAAUAUACUGAAGUUGAGUGUCAAUGUUCCUUGUACAGUUUCAAAACCUGCAAAGGUGCCAAAGUUUCCAGCAGCUGGACAAAAUGUUCAACAACGUUCCUUUCGCUGCCCUAAUUGUCCAAGGACCUUCACUGCGUCGGGAUACUUGGUGCAACACCAAAGGUCUCAUGUGCGCCAGCAGACGGACCACUCUUGCGACUUGUGUGGAGAGAACUUGCGCCACAAGCCGCGUGCAGAGGUUGAAGCUCAUUUUGCAGAAAAGCAUUCCUCUAAGGAUAUGCAUCGUUGUGCACACUGUGACAGAAUAUAUGGUCAACGACAAAAUUUGGUAACUCACCUUCAAACUCAUGGUGAAUACGAGUGCUUCGUUUGCAAUGUACAGUUUUCCUGCCAGCAGCUCCUGACGGAACAUUUCCGUACACAUGCGACUAACCAGCCAUUUGAGUGCGAUAUUUGCCAUAAAAUAUAUUGGCAGCUGGGCCGAUAUCAUGAGCAUCGACGAAAAGCACAUAAUAUUGUUGAGAACCCCAACUCAACUCCUGUGAAAAGAAAUGUUAAAAACCAAAACAUUGAAGUGAACACUCACUCGGGUGAAAAAGCAUCAGCUGAUGAUGACGAUGAGGUGCAAGUAGUGUCUAUUGUAGUGUCAUCCAAGAAAUGAGGUCCCAACUGCAUUGGAUCCUGAGUUAAAGUGGAGUCUUAAAAGACUGAUUUUUUUAUUGUUUUUUUGUAAGAGCGUUCUGCAAUUGAAUGUAACUUUAAAAGUGGUGUGGAUGUGCUUUUGACCAGGCAUAAAGCAUGUACUCUUAGACAUUUGUUUUGUAUCUAAUGUGCAACACUCAUCACGUCAGACACUUGGAUUUGAAUGAAGGGUGGGGCACUAUCAGCAGGUAUUAUAUAUUCAAAAACUUUUAUAGUUAAAUUUUGAAGGUUUCUUUUUCUUUGAAAAUUGGAAAAAAAAUUAUAGUGUUGAAAAGACUCCAUUAAGUGAGCACAGACAUUGACAAGAGAUGGAGGAUGUCACAGACAUCAGUGUAACUUUGAACGAAACCCAUUGACAGAAGGUCUUGUUUGCAGAAGUGUGAAACUAGAUUUCUAAGUAGUUGUCUGGGGACUGGAUAUAAAUAUGAGUGUGAUAUUUGCACACCUACACACACACACACACAAUUAAUUCAACUCCUUCCAAAAGGAAUGUCAUGAACACCCAAAACAAUGAAGUGAAACCUCACUCAGGUGAAGAUGCGUCAGUUAAUGAUGAAAUUGAGGUGUAAGUGGUUUCUAUUGUUGUGUUAUCCAAGAGGUGAAGCCUCAACUAUGUAAGAACCUGAGUAAAAAUGGAGUGUUAAGACUGAUUUUUUGGGUUUAAAAUAGGUAUUCUGUAAUAAAACACAACUUAAAAAGUGGUGAAAGUGCUUAUGGUGGUACCAGGGGACGAAGUGUGUGCUCUUAGAAAUUUGUAUUACAUCUAACACUCACCAUCUGUCGCAUGGAUUUUUUUGUGACCAUCUGCAAAGAAUGUUUAAUUGAAAAUGAAUAAAAUCAAAUUUUGAUGUACUUUUGACAAUCUUUUGAAAAUUGUUGUAGAGUCACCAUUGGCUGUUAGGCAAAAAGGGGCAAGGGAUUGGGAAGAUCAUAGAUUGAUGUGACUUUCGGUACCAUGUGUAACCUUGGAUCAAACUAGACCGUUGCCUCAUUAACAGAAGUGCAAAAAUAUAUUUCCAAGUUGUUGCCUGGGCACUGAACACCAAUUUGAGUAUAUUUAUUUAUAAAUAUACACAAACACACAAUAAGUCAACUCCCAAAAGGAAUGUUGUUUCAACCCAAAACAAUGAUGUGAAAAAGCAUUAAUUGAUUAUAAAGUUUAGGUGCAAUUGGUUUCUAACGUAUUGUUAUUCUAGAAAUGGGACCCCAACUAUGUAGAAACUUAAGUAAAUUGAAGCCUUAAAGACCAUUUUAUUUUUGUUUUGUUUAAAAGAGGUAUUCUGUAUUAGACUUAACAACUUAAAAAGUGGUGAAUGCUCUUAUGUUGAUACCGGGAACGGGCAAAAUGUGUCCUUGUAGAAAUUUUAAUAUAUCUAAAACGCAACUCUCACCGUGUUGCUCACAUGAAUCUUUAAGUGACUUCACCAGUGGAGAGUGGAAAAUGUAUGAAGUUAGAUUUUGAAAUGCUUUUGACAAAUUGAAGAAGAAUUAUGAGCAAAAAUUGUAAGCACUGUAAAGCCUUUGUUGGCAUAUAGAUGAGCAAGGGCAAAAGAUGGAGGUCAUCACGGGCUGAUGCAGCUUCCAAUGAUGCGACCUUGGGUCCACCCACACUGUUGCAAGAGGAUCUCAUUCAUAGAGAGAAAAAAAGGUUUCGAAGUAGGAAUAAUUACCUGGGUACCGGACACCAAAUCUAAUGUGAUAUUUUUUUUCAGAUAAUCACAUGAUUAUUCUCAUUCACAAAUAAUUCACAGCUAGUGUUUAAUGUACAAUAUACAGAACACCUACUGUUGUAUGAUAUAUGACUGGUAUCAUUAUACUGGUAGUUUCAAAUAUUAUUAAUAAAAAAAUGUAGAAUCAGAAAUGGAAAAUGCAUAUAGUCAAUAUCACAUCAAUUACAAUGUUGACAAAGGAGUUCAUUGGAAUUACUAUAUGAAUAUAUUUGUAAUCUAAAAAUUUCCCUUAUUAAUCAUAAUUGGAAAAUAAAUUUUAACAAUUCACCAUUUCUUAUUAUUAAAUUAUUUCUUACUGUGUAAAAAUGCAAAGAGUAUGUAGAAAUGCUGGAGAUUCAAAUAUCACAUUGGAGCUAGUUCCUUGUCAACUUGCGUACAAGUUGAUUUUUGCCCUUUGGCUAUUAAGGUGCUACUGUCGUCAGACUGUUUUUUCCCUUUGCAUCAGGAGACGGGCCUGCCUAUUUAUUCCACCUCCCAGUUGGGAUCAUAUAAAACUUUAAAUUUUGUUUGUAACUCUAAUUGUCUAAAGCACUUCAAAAUUUGACUACAUACAUUUUUGAUAAUGUGCAAUCUGCAGAUAAAGUCUCAUAAAAAUCAUUAUUCAGCAUUGUGAGUGUUACAUGUAAGAAAUCAGUUAAUUGGAUUAUUCUAAUGAUCUUGUAAAUAAGAAGAAAGAAGUAUUAACAAGAGAACAAAUCAAUAGUGUGAAUGAAGUUGCUAUUAUUGUUUUAUGGAGAGGAUAGAACAAAAUGUUAAAUGUUUGUGUUGAAAUAUUCGAACUUUUAAAUUUAUGUUUUUGUCCAUAUAAUUUUUACAGUCAUGUUGUGUAGAUUUGAUAUAAAUCAUAUUUAUUUAUUUGUACUUCUCCACAGUUUAGUACAUGAAGAUCAAAACUGAAAUAUUUGUGUAUAUGUUGCCACAUACACCUAACGUAUUUUAUUGGCGAAUUGAAGAGCUUAUUUUCAAUGUGACAUAACUCCAUUCCCCCCCCUUUUUUUUUUUUCUUCUUUUUCUGUUUUAUUACUUUAAUUUUUGUCAUGCUUUCUCGAAUAUUGGGAGUAUUAGCUCUACAACGUGGAAUUUGUUCAUAAUGCUUGUUUGACUAUUGAGAAAGACUGUUCUUAAAAGUGCUUAGUAUUGAUUAAAGAAGGUAUUAUUGUGUUGAAAUUGUAAUUUUGCAUUGGAUUAUGUAUUUGAUAUUGUGUAUGAAAAGGAUUUGCUAGUGUUUGCUAAUCUAUAUCUUUUAGAUCUUAAGUAUUUUAUUGAUUAAGACUUACAUUUCAAAUUUGGGUUAAAAUUUCACCAAAGAAUAUAACGUGAAAGCAUUUAGUAAAUAUGAAUCACAGAAUGCACAGCAGCCUUCUUAUCAAGAGUGAAUUGGUCUCAUCCAAAUUCAUUGUGAUAAAUAAAUCAUGGUCUCAUCGUUUUAUAUUUAUCUUGUGAAAAUCUUCUAAAUAUAAGCUCGGUAGCACCAAAUUCUUCUAAACUUAAUUUUUUUGGCAACAUAUAUAUUUCUUCUUGUUAAAAAAAUUUGUAGGAAGGAAAACAAUUCAGUAUUUAACCCGGUGGCACGCAGGCUAGUAAAAGUUAUUCAAGUUCACAUGGUGAUCUUUCAGAUGCACUAUUUGAAUUUUGUAAUAUCUUGCUUUACAGACUGACUAUUGGAUGUUUCAGGCACAAACACACCAUAAAUAUGUUUACUGAUGUUGAAAUUUUAAAACUUUAUUAAACUACAAUAUUUAAUAAUAAAAAGAACCAGCUCUAUGUUAGAAAAUCAUUUAAGUUAUAUACAUUGUAUUACCAUCCUGAGAUUCAGGAUGCUAUAUUGCACGUGGUUUAAUUGAGACUAUUCUGAUGAUGAACAGGUAAAGCCUUUUGGUACGAAAAGGAUACUACGACAUCUGAGAGAUAGGUUCUGAGAAGGAUAGUGUUUUGACAAAUUUCUAUGAUGCUUUAUCUACUGUCAUUUGAGAGAUCAACCUUAUGUGUCUCGGGAUUAAAUGAUAUUUGAGCUUUAAUAACUCAUUGGAGUCCGUUCACAAACGUUUUCUGAAGUGAGAAAAGGUAAUGUUUUAUGAAGGUGCUCAUGCUUCAAUUUCUUUUCAACAAACAUUUUAUGCUCAUUUGCCGGUUAAAUGAUAUUCAGAAACGUAUUAGUUAAUAAAUGGAUAAAUGAAAUUAGUCUUACACUGUAAUCAGCAAGGUUAGUAAAUAGAUAUUAAGUCUUUGUUUUAUUCCCUGGGCAGAAACAUAUUUUCAGGAAAAUACAUAAUUUUAAUAAUAAUGAAAUUAAAGUUCAUAAAAAUCAUUGCUGCACUUGCUUUGAGUUGCUUAUUUUCAUGGUUAGAGAUAUCUUAACCGCAACCUGUUGUCCCCAAUAGAACUGUUAAAGUGCUGUGCAGAAAUAAAUAAUAGGAAUAUAUACACAAGAAGGCUUGGAAUGCAGCUAUGUAUUAUUAUCUGUGGUGUUUAAGGUAACUUUUCUGUGCUUACACGGGGAAACUGGUAUUUACAUUCACUCUUUAUUGAUAGGAAAACAUUUCUUUUGAAUACACGUAUGGUGAAAUGGACUUUGCCAUAGGUGUUCUGCAAAGAUGUCGUUACUGUGUAAAUCAAAUGAAGUAAAACACUGGGGUGACUGGAAUCCACAUGGCUCCCGCUUUGCAUAUUGAGAAUGAACCCCAGAGAAUUUACUUACAGACAGUGCUUGAUUAAUAAACUUUUAGUUUCUGGAACAUGUCUGAAAUUAAUGAUUAAUUUAAUAGAAAUAUUUAUAUUAUAAUUUAAUAAUUAUCUCAGAGUUAUCUGAAUGCUGUUCUGUCGUAUUCUGCCUGAAAUCA